GACUGCUGUGUGUUUUGGUUAAAUUCAUGGAAGCUGUGGAAUCAGUUUGGAGGGAAAUUUAACCAAACAAUGCUCCCAAGAAAUGCACUCAUUAGCAAAUUUCAGACCCAUAAUCUUCUCUCCAAAACCUUCAAAUCCACAGGCUUUCCUCCUUUUCUCUUCCUUCUCUGCAUCUCCGUCCCCACUUCCCUCUUCUUCCUCUUCCUCGCCAUGGUUCUCCGUCCUCCGCACCGCGAUUUCAGCCUCCUACUUGCUCCUAGGCAAGUGCGUCCAUGGCCGUAUCGUGACUUCCGGAGGACACCCAGAUCGUUUCUUGACCAACAACCUUAUUACCAUGUAUUCAAAAUGCGGGUCUCUGUCCUAUGCACGCCGCCUGUUUGAUAGAACUCUUGAUAGAGAUCUUAUUACUUGGAACUCAAUCUUAACCGCCUAUGCUCAGUCUGUCGACUCUGUGGUUGACAGUGUGCAGGAGGGUUUUCGCCUUUUUCGGCUUCUUCGUGGGUAUUAUGUUUCCACAAGUAAAAUGACUCUGGCUCCAGUGUUGAAGUUGUGUUUGUAUUCUGGGUAUGUUUGGGCUUCAGAGAGUAUUCACGGGUAUGCUGUGAAGAUUGGUUUGGAGUUGGAUGAGUUUGUUUCAGGUGCUUUGGUAAAUAUAUACACCAAAUUUGGGCGAAUUGGGGAGGCUCGGGUUUUGUUUGAGGAGAUGUCCAUAAGAGAUGUUGUGCUGUGGAAUGUUAUGCUGAAGGCAUACCUGGAAAUGGAUCUCAAGGAAGAAACAGUUUCUCUUUUUGGCAAUUUACAUAGGAGUGGUCUUUGUCCUGAUGAUGUCAGUAUCCAUUGUGUUCUUAGUGGGAUUUCUAAUGUUGCUUCUGAUAUAGGCAAGAGGCAUAUGGAGCAGAUUCAAGCAUAUGCAACUAAGUUAUUUUUGUAUGACAAUGAUUCGAAUGUAGUGUUGUGGAAUAAGGCCUUGUCUGAGUAUCUCCGAGCUGAUAAGAAUUUGAUUGCUAUUGAUUGCUUUAUCAAUAUGAUCAAAUCCAAUGUGGAAUGUGAUAGUGUGACAUUUGUAGUUGUUUUGGCUGCAGUUACUGGUUCAACUGAUUUAUGGUUGGGACAGCAGAUUCAUGGCAGGGUUUUAAAAUUAGGUUUUGAUUCAGCUGUUUCUGUAGCAAAUAGCCUUAUCAAUAUGUUCUCAAAAAUGAAUUGCUUCUCAUUGGCUCAGAAAGUGUUCUCUGAAAUGAAAGAUUUGGAUUUAAUUACUUGGAACUCAAUGAUAUCAAGUUGCACCCAGAAUGGUUUAGAAAAAGAGUCUGUGAAUCUGUUCAUUGAUCUAUUACGAAAUGGGCAAAGGCCAGAUCAUUUCACUUUAGCAAGUGUUCUCAAGGCUUCCUCCUCACUUUCAGAGGGCUUGUAUGUCAGUGAACAGAUCCAUGUUCAUUCAAUAAAAACAGAUAAUGUUGCUGACACCUUUGUUUCAACAGCUCUUAUUGAUGUUUAUUCUAGGGGUGGAAAAAUGGCAGAGGCAGAGCUUGUUUUUAGAAACAAAGGUGAAUUUGAUUUGGCAUCUUGGAAUGCAAUGAUGUUUGGUUAUAUAUUAACUAAUGAUAGUCAGAAGGCAUUGAAACUCUUUGCUUUGAUGCAUGACAAUGGAUAUAAGUUAGAUGAGAUCAGUUUGGCAACGGUAAUCAAAGCUUGUGGUUGCCUCUUUGGGUUGGGACAAGGUAGGCAAAUUCAUGCUUAUGCCAUAAAGUCUGGCUUUGAUGCAGAUUUGGUUGUCACGAGUGGGAUUCUAGAUAUGUACGUCAAGUGUGCUGAUAUGGUAGAUGCACAAUUGGUUUUUGAUGAUAUUCCUGCACCAGAUGAUGUUGCAUGGACAACUAUGAUUUCAGGAUGUGUUGAAAAUGGAGAUGAAGACCGUGCCCUUUCUGUAUAUCAUAGGAUGAGGCUGUCUGGGAUUCAACCUGAUGAAUAUACUUUUGCUACCCUUGUCAAAGCCACCUCUCUUCUAACUGCAUUAGAACAAGGGAGACAACUUCAUGCCAAUGUCAUCAAGUUGGAUUGUGGUUCUGAUCCUUUUGUUGGGACUUCCCUUAUUGACAUGUAUGCAAAGUGUGGCAGCAUAGAAGAUGCUUAUCGUUUGUUUAAAAAAUUCAAUACUAGGAACAUAGCCUUGUGGAAUGCCAUGUUGGUGGGUUUAGCUCAACAUGGAAAUGGUGAAGAAGCCCUCAACCUUUUCAAAGUUAUGAAAUCUCUCGGUAUCCAGCCAGAUGGUGUUACUUUCAUUGGCGUCAUUUCUGCCUGUAGUCAUUCCGGUCUAGUUUCUGAAGCUCGUGAGUAUUUCGAUUUAAUGCGCAAGAAUUAUGGUAUUGAGCCUGGAAUUGAGCACUACUCCUGUCUAGUUGAUGCCCUUGGUCGUGCAGGGUGUGUUAAAGAGGCAGAGAAGCUAAUUCUAUCAAUGCCCUAUGAAGCUUCAGCUUCAAUGUACGGAGCUCUGCUUGGUGCUUGUAGGUUGCAGGGAGAUACAGAAACCGGUCAACGUUUGGCAACAAAGCUCUUAGCCUUGGAGCCAUCCGACUCUGCAGCUUAUGUUCUUUUGUCAAACAUCUAUGCUGCUGCAAACCGAUGGGAUGACAUGAGCGAUGCUAGGAAAACGAUGAGGAGGAAGAAUGUAAAGAAGGAUCCCGGGUUUAGCUGGAUAGACGUAAAGAACAAGGUACACUUGUUUGUGGUGGAUGAUAGAACCCAUCCCCAGUCUGAUUCAAUAUAUGCAAAGCUAGAAGAUGUUAUUAGAAGGAUCAAGGAAGAAGGAUAUGUCCCGGAUACAGAAUUCACUCUUCUGGACGUGGAAUAAGAGGAAAAGGAGCGUGACAGUGAAAAGCUAGCCAUAGCCUAUGGACUCAUAAGCACCCCUCCAUCCACCACCAUCCGGGUAAUAAAAAACCUCCGCGUCUGUGGAGACUGCCACAAUGCCAUAAAGUAUAUAUCCAAUGAUUUUGAAAGAGAGAUUGUGUUGAGAGAUGCAAAUCGAUUCCAUAGAUUCAAGGGUGGAAUCUGCUCUUGUGGCAAUUAUUUUUUUUGAUCUUGUUAGUAUAAUUAGAGGUAAUUAUCUCCCAUCCCUUAUCUCAUCUUACUCAUAUGUCAUAUGACUUGAAUUUAUAAUCCCUUACUUUUUAGUGGAAGAAGAUCUCUAGAUUAAGAUCGUUGGUACUCUUGUGGUGAUUAUUGGUAACAGAAAGAAACUUAUUUGGUAUGU
Molecule: messenger RNA, 3250 nt
Organism: Rubroshorea leprosula
Lineage: Eukaryota; Viridiplantae; Streptophyta; Magnoliopsida; Malvales; Dipterocarpaceae
Source: the annotation of a GenBank genome assembly